Calliphora vicina (urban bluebottle blowfly) is the source of this 3388-nucleotide messenger RNA. RefSeq lists its product as uncharacterized. The coding region runs from base 117 to 3290 and encodes 1057 amino acids. Lineage: Eukaryota; Metazoa; Arthropoda; Insecta; Diptera; Calliphoridae. Gene Ontology annotation, molecular function: UDP-glycosyltransferase activity. The record is from RefSeq and is a predicted model, not a curated record. The transcript has 6 exons.
GACAGGUUUAUCUGCAGUUUAGUAUCUAAAAGAUUCGCACAAGGAACGAGCAGUGGCUGGUGGUUAAAAAAUUAAAAGUAAAAGAAAACAUUUAAAAAAAGAAACAACAAAACAACAUGCGUUUAUGGAAUGCACAAAUAAACUUCAGGCUAUUUUUAGGCCUGUUAUUGACAUUACUCAGUGUCGAUCAUUUAGAAUCAUAUAAAUUCUUGGGUGUGUUGCACUUUAGCUCAAAAUCACAUUUUAUUGUGGGCUCUGCUUUAAUGCGCGGCCUAGUGGAAAAGGGUCAUGAAGUGACCGUGAUUAGUCCAUUUCCUUUGAAAAAGCCAUUGAAAAAUUAUCAUGAUGUACCGGUGCCCUCGGUUUUAAAGAUAAUGGAAAAGGAAACUAAUGCACUUUUGGAAACAACGAAACGCAGUUUACUGGAAAAUAUUAUGUCAUUUCAUAAUAUAGGUUUGCAAGUAACCGAGGCAGUUCUAAAUGAACCGAGUGUUAGAGCUUUAUUGGCCACCAAUCAAACAUUCGAUGCUGUCAUCUCUGAAGUUUUUCUGGCCGAAGCUUUGUAUGGCAUAAGUGAACAUUUUAAGGCACCUUUAAUAGGUCUGGGCACGUUUGGUGCGAUUGCCUGGAAUACUGAUAUGGUUGGUUCCCCUUCACCACUCUCCUAUGUACCCAGUGCAUUUUUACCCUUCACCGAUCGUAUGUCUCUCAAAGAACGUCUCAUAAAUUUAGGCUUCUCCACAUUCGAGCGACUAUUUUUGAAUAUACACUAUUUGCCACAACAAGAAGAACUUUAUAACAAGUAUUUCCCCUACAAUGAAAGAUCCAUGUAUGAUGUGAGAAAAAACGCUGCCCUGGUAUUGCUAAAUUCCCAUGUUUCAUUAAGCUUUCCUCGGCCUUAUGUACCCAAUCAGAUCGAGGUAGGAGGCAUGCAUAUCAAUCGUAAAAGAUCUCCUUUGCCACAAGAUAUAGAGAAGUUUAUAAAUGAAUCACAACAUGGUGUGAUAUAUUUCUCCAUGGGCUCAAAUAUAAAAUCGAAAAAUCUACCAUUGGAAACCAGACAGGAAAUACUAAAAGCUUUAAAGUCUCUUAAACAAAGAGUGCUAUGGAAAUUUGAAGAUACUCAAUUAGAAGGAAAACCCGAUAAUGUUUUCAUUAGUGAUUGGUUUCCUCAGGAUGAUAUACUGGCCCAUGAUAAUGUUAAAGCUUUCAUUACACAUGGUGGCCUACUCAGUACCACCGAGAGUAUUUAUCAUGGUAAACCUUUUAUAGGUAUACCCAUAUUUGGUGAUCAAUUUCUUAACAUGGCCAAGGCGGUGGCCAAUGGUUAUGGCAUUAUGUUGGAUUAUAAAAAUUUAAGUGCCCAGGCUUUGCAACAGGCUGUGGAAACUAUGACGGGUAAUCCCAACUAUACAAAGUUGGUGAAGAAUAUGUCAAAACGUUACAGAGAUCAACCUAUGGAACCUUUACAAUUGGCCACUUAUUGGGUGGAACAUGUGGCCCGUCAUAAGGGUGCCAAAUAUUUACACUGUGCCGGUUUGGAUUUAAAUUUUGUGCAAUAUCACAAUAUUGAUGCCAUGCUAAUUUUGUAUGGUGGUCUGCUCUUGGUUCUAGUUGUAAUUGUGUGGCUGUUGAAGUGUAUGGUGGGCUUGGUGUGUGGCAAGAAACAAAAGACGGAUAAAAAGAAAUUGAAGAAGAAUUAUUGGUUAAUUAAAAUGCGUCUCGCUAGUUUAUUAUUAUUAUUUAUGUUCAGCUACUCUGCUGUAGUGGUGGAAUCAUACAAAUUUUUGGGUGUCUUGCAUACGGGUGCUAAAUCACAUUUUAUUGUUGGUUCGGCGUUAAUGAAAGCUUUGGCCCAAAAGGGUCAUGAAGUUUAUGUGAUCUCACCGUUUCCACAAAAACAACAUAUUAAAAAUUAUCAUGACGUUCCAUUAGAAUCUAUGAUGAAAGUAAUGAAUGAGAAAAUCAAUAGUUUGCUGGAUAGAAACGAUAAAAAUGUAUUGCAGAAUGCUGUUCACUAUUUUGACAUGGGCAUAGAGCUCACUGAAAUUGUUUUGAAAGAACCUAAUGUACAACAACUAAUGGCCAGUAAUCAUACAUUUGAUGCAGUUAUAUGUGAGGUGUUUCUCUCAGAGGCUCUAUUUGGUUUAAGUGAACACUUUAAAGCACCUCUCAUAGGUCUGGGUACAUUUGGUGCUAUAUCAUGGAACACAGAUAUGGUGGGCUCUCCCUCUCCUCCCUCUUAUAUACCCAGUGCCAUGCUGAAAUUCACCGAUCAUAUGUCUCUCACCGAACGUGUGGGAAAUUUGGCGUUUGUCUCUUUCGAGAGAUUAUUUUUGGAUCUGCACUAUUUACCCAGACAGGCGGCCUUGUAUGAGAAAUAUUUCCCUCAUUUAGAAAGAGACAUGUAUACAGUGCGUAAAAAUGCUGCUGCGGUUCUGCUUAACACUCAUGUAUCUUUGGGCUAUGCCAGACCCUAUGUGCCCAAUCAAAUUGAGGUGGGAGGCAUGCACAUUAAUCGCCAGCGUACACCUUUACCCGAAGAUAUUGAGAAGUUUAUUACAGAAGCUGAGCAUGGUGUAGUUUAUUUCUCUAUGGGUUCCAAUUUGAAGAGCAAGGAUUUACCGCCAGCCAAAAAGCAAGAAUUAUUGACAGCCUUUAAGAACCUUAAACAAAGAGUUUUAUGGAAAUUUGAAGAUCCUAAGCUGGAAGGCAAACCUGAUAAUGUUUUCAUUAGUGAUUGGUUUCCACAAGACGAUAUAUUGGCCGAUGAGAAUGUUAAAGUUUUUAUUACACAUGGUGGACUUUUGAGUACCACCGAAAGUAUUUAUCAUGGUACUCCUGUUAUAGGUAUACCCAUAUUUGGUGAUCAGUUCCUUAACAUGGCCAAGGCGGAAAGUAAUGGUUAUGGCAUACGCUUGGACUAUCAAACCUUGAAUUCUAAGGACCUCACAGCAGCCGUGGAACGUGUUAUUAAUGAUCAAAGUUAUACUCAACGCAUAAAGGAUAUGUCUGAGAGAUAUAGAGAUCAACCCAUGCUGCCUUUGGACUUGGCUGUGUAUUGGGUGGAACAUAUCGCCCGCCAUAAGGGUGCCAAAUAUUUGCAUUGUGCUGGUGUAGAUUUAAGUUUUAUUGAAUAUCACAAUAUUGAUGCCAUGUUACUAUUGUAUGGUGGUUUGUUAUUUAUGCUUUUCGGCAUUAUCUACUUUUUCAGUAUUUUGUUGAGGGCGCUAAUGAGGAAGCUUGCUCCUCAACAGAAGCCUAAGAAAAAUAAGCAGAAAAAGAAUUAAACUAAAGAGUGCUGCUACUUAUGUAAAUAAUUUUUUAGUCAAAUUUUAUUGGGUUGUAUUUUGUAAUUAAUUAAAAUAAAUAAAAAUUGGUUAAACUA